UUCAUCAGCUGACGGCAACGUUUUAACAAUCAGCUGUUGUGUUCGACCGCCUCACAAUCGUGCAUGGAAGAUAAAGAAAACUCGAUUUGGUGUGUUAGGACAGCCAAAGUACUUGUUCGUGUGUACUGUCAUGGCGAGCUGGAAGAAUCAUGUACGUGCUCAACUGCAACGUAGAAAUCAAAAAGAGAAACAUCCAUACGAGGGCGUGUAUAGAAGUUUGUCUCAAUUGGAAGAACGCUUUGAAAUUCGCCAGCAGUUCUUGGAGGAUGUCCAGUCAACAAGCUCACAAGGUGGGGAAAAUGUCAGAUUACUUCAACUUGGCCUCAGAGAAAGUGAGCAUCUUGCUGAUAAGUUGUCUCAGACUGUCUCCGAUUUGACCACCGUCCUGCAUCUGAAAGAUGCUGAGCUGCAGCACUGGCAGUCACGUGUGUCCCACCACCGCCAAGAGGCUCUCACUCUGGCUAAGACAAGCAACACCCUGAAGACAACCCUUUACCAACAUGAGUACACCAUCGAGCAACAAACAAAAGAACUGGCCACCCUGCACACGGAGCAAAGCGGCCUGAAGGAGGCGCUGUCGCAGGCUUGGAACGAGAAGGAGAAUCUUCUGCGGCGGUGGAUGGAGGAGAAGAAGCAAGAGGCGGACAGGCUGAAUAAAUACAACGACGCACAGGAGAGGUGGCAACGUGUGGCCAAGCGUUUGAGAAGGCACCUGUACAAGAAUGGGAAGAAAGCCAGUGAGCCUGUCACAAGCAACUCUUAAAACCGGUGGCAAAAUGUCGUUUCAAAAGAUUGUAAUCGCCUGUUAAAUAUUAAUCAAGGAAUUCAAGUCAGACAAAUAAUUUCUAACAGGUAUUAUUAAUCGAUGACUUUGAGCGCAAUGAUGAUGUUGGACCUCAUCAAAGUCCCUUGUGUCACCUUAUUACACACUUAUGAUGUCACACUUUAUUUUUGCAACCGUGUUUUCAGUGUUACUUUAACACAAAUGACCUUUAUCCAGGUAAUGCUUUUCUAUAACGUAACGUAAAAUUUUAGCGCGCUUAAAGUGACCGCGAAAAUAACCGUUCAUGUUAUCAAUCCCUUGGUUGGAAUGUAUCUGUAAAGAAAACAACCUUUUAAACAUUUUUAGAAUAAGUCAUAUUUGCUGCUAAUAAAUCACUUGGGAAAGCUAAAAUAACUGUUCUGAUAAUUGUGGGAAUAAAGUCACUGAUUUGCUAA
Molecule: messenger RNA, 1218 nt
Organism: Syngnathus acus (greater pipefish)
Lineage: Eukaryota; Metazoa; Chordata; Actinopteri; Syngnathiformes; Syngnathidae
Exons: 6
Coding region: 131-763 (210 amino acids)
Biological process (GO): negative stranded viral RNA replication; autophagosome assembly
Cellular component (GO): autophagosome membrane
Source: RefSeq, a predicted model, not a curated record